Molecule: messenger RNA, 1073 nt
Organism: Uranotaenia lowii
Lineage: Eukaryota; Metazoa; Arthropoda; Insecta; Diptera; Culicidae
Exons: 3
Coding region: 74-1003 (309 amino acids)
Source: RefSeq, a predicted model, not a curated record
UGUUGUCUAUGGAUUUUCGAGACGAGCAAAAUAUGGAAGAACAAAGCAUUGAAAUUUAAUUAAAAAACGAAAAAUGUUUAACAGAAAUGCGAUGGGCUUCCCAAGAACUCCCGCCCCAGUUCGAAACUCAUCUCUGCUGAUGUCGGCAUCGGCCAUCCUCGAAACACCAACAAUGAUCAGGAAAACCGGAAGUCAGAAUACUGGUCCGGCGAAUAGUGGUUCCAUUUUACAACCUGCUUCAGCGGCAUCUGCCGCAGCAAUGCAGUUCCUCAUGAUGCAAACUGCCUUUACCAACUCUGAGAAAGCUCACGCCGCUCACCAGAAAAGUAUUCCGGAACGAACGGAAUCGAGCGUUUCCCGUUUUAAUUUGUCCAUGUCCAAUGUUCCGGAUAGCACAACGACGGUUGCUACAAGGAUUAUCGAAAACUAUCAAGUUUCCAGUAAUGGAAAUGAACUGAAAAGAAAGUUGGAACCCGUACCCGCGAAGUCGUCAAAAAGAGGCUCAUUCGAAUUGCUUCCCUUGAGGCCGCACAACCGAAUCGGUAAGUCCAAUUUCAAUCUCAAAGCUCUCCCACCGAUUCCAUCAAGAUCGGACAGACAAGAUUCGUCCAGCACAGCCAAACCGAAUGCCGGUAGUAUGCUUCGCAUCAUAACUGGUUCGGUUGAUAAUAUACUGAAGCUUAGCAAAAGCCCACAAUCCGGAGACGGAUUGACUCUGGUGGAGCUUUUUGUCAAUAUAUUGAGCUUCAAAACGGGUGCGUACGAUUGCGAGAAGAUUCUGCUGCUGCGCAAUCGAUCCGGUCCCAUUAUUCAGGGAGUUUUCUACGAAAUAGACUUUCGUAUGGCCGGAAUUGGGGUGGGUGAUCUAGUGCGCUGCGUUGGCCGCCUUUCGGGUGGAUCCCGAUUACAGAUUUUGAAGAUUACACAUGCCUCGCUCGAGGACGAGCAAAUGGCUGCUCGGCUUCAAACCGUGAGCGGAUUUGUGACCAAUGUUAAACGUUGAUCGAAUCGUAAUUAAUUUGUAUAAUAUAGUGUAAAACUUUUGAAACUGAAAUGGUGUGUAAAAUAUAUGU